AUGCCGACGCGGCAUUUCCAGCGAUCGCCGCACGCGCGUCGCGUGCUGUUGACCGCGAUCGCGGUCAUCGCGAGCACGUUCCUCGUGACGUACCCGAUCGCGGCGAGCGCGCUGACGCCUCCGUCGCACCGGCUCCGAUGGCCUCGUCUGUUCCUGAGCGCGUCCAUAUCGCACGAGCCCGCGCGGACGAUCGGAAGCUUCCUCCUCUCCGUCGGCGUCGUCCCGUUCGCGUUCGCCGUCUUCGCGCGGAAGCUCGAGCUCGACCUUCGCCGCGCGCAGCUCCGAGAGAAGACGAGGACCGAGGACGCGUCCGAGCGCGCCAAGGACGUCGAGCGCCUCGCGUUCGCGCUGCACUUCGUCUCCCUCGUCGGCGCGCUCGGCGUCUGCGCGGCGCCGUCGCACGUGCAUCGAAAGACGCACACGGCGUUCGCGUCCGCGUUCUUCCUCGGCGGCGCGUUCGCCGCCGCGUGCCAUUACGUCGUCGACGUCGCGCUCGCGAACACGUGCUCCGCGCGACUUCGCGCGUUCAGAGGCGUCUUCGCGGCGGCGCCGUGCGUCCUCGCGCCGCUCUUCAUCCUCUUCCGCGACUCGAGCGACGAGACGCUGGUCGCGGUCGCGUGCGUCAGCGAGCUCGCGGCGAUGACGUGUUUGUGCGCGUACUACGCGUCUUGGGCGGCGACGUUCGGGUCGAUCGUCGUCGUCGUCGGCGCGCUGGACGUCGUCUCCGCGAGGGCCCCGGGGGAUCUCGAGGAGGGCGGCGGCGGCGGCUUCGAUGAUUUGAUAGACGGCGAGGAGAGUUUGAUGCGCGCGGAGACGCUGCUUCCGUCGCCGUUCGAUACGACGUCGCGGUCGGGAUCGCCACGCGUCGCGCGCGGCGGCGGCGGCGGCGGCGACGAGAACGACGACGACGACGACGACGACGGCGGCGACGGCGACGACGUCUUCACGGGGUCGCCGUCGACGCCGUCGCGGGGAGGGGGGUACCACAGCGACGACAGACGGAAGCCGCCGACGAGCCCGUCGCACGGCGUCGCCGGGUCGCUGGGGAGGAGCGGGAGGAACGUCGGGGGGAUUCGCGACUUCAGCGGCGGCGGCGGCGGCGGCGGCGGCGGCGGCGCGGGGCGCCACACGCCGCCGGACGGCUUCGCGUCGCCGUUCCGCAGCGACGGGAGAGUGUUGAACGGUCUGCGCGCGUCCCCGGCGACGCCCGGGGUGCCUCGCGUGGACAGCAGCGAUAGACUGUACCACCAGCUGCACGAGCCGUUCAUGCGGAGGAUGGAGGAAGAGCGCGGGACCGGCGGCGGCGGCCGGAGUUGA
This is a messenger RNA of Micromonas pusilla CCMP1545, 1317 nucleotides long. RefSeq lists its product as uncharacterized. Bases 1 to 1317 code for a protein of 438 amino acids. NCBI's taxonomy places the organism in Eukaryota, Viridiplantae, Chlorophyta, Mamiellophyceae, Mamiellales, Mamiellaceae. The record is from RefSeq and is a predicted model, not a curated record. The transcript has a single exon.